UCCGUCACAUCGAGCAGGUCUUACCUUUGAAUCACCCUUUAUUCCGUGAACUGACCGACGAAUUCUUCGUUUCGAGCAGAUCGUCCAAGUAAACGACCUCUCUGCUUGGUUGGAACACUUUUGUAUCCACCUGAGAAAGAAUGAUCGUUCGUUCGAUCCUAUUGUUGGCGGUGACGAUCACGUUCGUAUUUGCCGAUGACAGUUCGUCGUCAGGGAAUACUGUUCCCGAUAAACGCGGACCUAUGGGGUUCCAAGGAAUGCGCGGGAAAAAGGACUUUGCGUCCUCGGAGCACGGUCAACCGUCUAAACGGGCACCAAUGGGCUUUCAAGGUAUGCGAGGAAAGAAAGAUUCGAUAACGGGUGAUAUCGAAAACGAACUUAUUCCGGAGGAGACCAACAAACGAGCACCGAUGGGAUUUCAAGGUAUGAGGGGUAAAAAGGACAAGCUGAUACCAGAUUUCGAGGAUGGCUAUUUUACGGACGACCUGUACGAGAAGAGAGUACCAGCACCGACUGGUUUACAAAGCAUCAGAGGGAAAAAGACUUGGCUAACGGAUGAAUAUUAUAAACGCGCCCCGAUGGGAUUUCAGGGGAUGAGAGGCAAAAAGUCUUUGCAAGAGAUUUUGAACGAUAUCGAAAGGAGAGCUGCGUUUACGGGAUUCCAGGGCGGAAAUAACAAGGAAACGUACUUGCUCGACUAUCCGGAAGAUUAUGAAAAGAGGUUACUGGCGAUUAAAUACCAAGAUAUGCGCGAUAAAAAGGACGAAAUCCUAGAAGAAUGGGAGAAGAGGGCUCCGAUGGGGUUUCAAGGAAUGAGAGGCAAGAAAACGAUGCUCGACGCAAUAGAGGAACUUGAGAAAAGAGCUAUUGUGGGCUUCCACGGGAUGCGAGGUAAAAAAGAUAUAUUUGACAACUACGUAGACUACUCGAUCAAUCCGUCCGAUUAUGAGAAAAGAGGCACGGAUUUUCAAGAUACGGAACCUAGCGAAUCGUUCAAAAGGGCUCGAAUGGGUUUCCACGGGAUGAGAGGUAAAAGGGACGCGGCGCAGAUUUACGGGCCUAGUUCGAGAACAACGAUCGACUAUCAAGGGCCGACGAAUGAUCGAGGAAACGAACUGGCCGCAUACGAAAUCGAGAAACGAUCGCCCUUCAGAUAUUUCGGAGUUCGAGGUAAAAAGAAUCCGCGAUGGGAGUUCCGUGGAAAGUUCGUGGGCGUCAGAGGCAAAAAGUCAUUACCUCUGCAACCUCGAGCAGCAGCUUUUUAACGCGGUUAAUUAACACCGAAAGGAUGCGUAUGAAUGGAAACUCCUCGACGUGAUUAGAUAUCCAGCGGUGGUGUUGCUGCUCUGGUUGGUAACGACAACAACAACCAGCACCAUCGAUAUCAACAAUAGCAGCAACAACCAAUUGUGCAAUGCUAGUCUUCUCGUUUAAACCGAUCCACUUAACGAAUAGAGAAAUGCGAAAACAGGGUGCGCGUCGAUUUUAUCGCCAGACUAUCGACUAUCGUCGUUACAUUUAGAGCGUUCGUUGCGAAACAAUAUUUUCCAUUUACGCUCUACAAUUUCAUUCUCAUUCCGCGGUCAAUGGGCUCGAUAAAUAUCAUUUGUUUUAUUUUUAUUCCGAUAUCGGCUUUGCCUACUAUGAAAAUUUACUCUUUCCGCUCGAAACUUUCAUCGAUGAAUAGGGGAAACGCGACGUACUCGAAUAUCGGUUUUCCUAAAGACGAUAUACAUACGUAUGUACAACUCGAAGCAGAUGAAUGAUGUAAGAAUAAAUGGAUAAAUUAAAAUCGUGAUAGGUAGGAAUUAUAUUUUUCUCGGAAUGUUGAGGCGCGGAUAUGUACAUGUAUAUAAUAAGCGUUCUCGAUGAAACGACGAGUCGUAUUACUUGACUACCGUCGUACUUUGGUCGCAAGAACGUGUCGUACACGAUUUCCAAGAAGAUUUUUAAUUCGACGACGAAUCUCGCCCAAGUUUUAAGAAAAUUCUAUCAACACGAGUAAAUACCGACGCGCUUUUGUCUAUUAGUUGGCUGGCUUACCAUUCUCUUAUUGAAAAAACUAUUUACAGAAUCUAAUACGAACAAUGUUCAUUGUGCGAAUAUAUGUACAUUUAUAAAUAUAGAUGAAAAGAUCGACAACGCGUAAGAGCGUGUAUUUAGUUCUUAUGGAACAGGGAUAGUGUUGCUGCAAUCACUGUACAGUCUAUGUGUCCAAAGCUUAGUUUCAUAGUAUCGGUUAUCCUUUAUUCUUGAGUCGCAAGAAUCGUUAGAAAGCUUAAAUCUGUAUAACCAUUGCCUUUUCGUACAGUCUCGGACGGCAAUGUAUGUAUGUUCGUACAAGGUUUGUAUGUGAAAAAAAACAUGUUGCUGAUGAACCUCGGAAGAGCAUAAAUUUUCCACGAGUCACUCAAUGUCCUUGUUAAGCAUUAAGCACCUGAU
Messenger RNA from Colletes gigas, 2442 nucleotides. It is a transcript of the gene Tk, whose product is annotated as tachykinins. The transcript is spliced from 7 exons. Lineage: Eukaryota; Metazoa; Arthropoda; Insecta; Hymenoptera; Colletidae. The record is from RefSeq and is a predicted model, not a curated record. Bases 141 to 1265 code for a protein of 374 amino acids.